Electrophorus electricus (electric eel) is the source of this 922-nucleotide messenger RNA. RefSeq names its product transmembrane protein 242 (gene tmem242). Lineage: Eukaryota; Metazoa; Chordata; Actinopteri; Gymnotiformes; Gymnotidae. The record is from RefSeq and is a predicted model, not a curated record.
GUGUAGAUUGUUUUGUAGCUAUUGCUACAUACAGAACUAUUUGAAGCACGCUAGUAAUCAACUCACGACAUUAAUAACGCUAUAAUAUAACGCUAUAAUAUUCUAGUUCUACAAUUGAAAUGUUAAUGGUAUUUCAUUAAUAAACAUUGGUUCCCAUAAAUGUUUACACCGGAACACAUAAGAAGGACACAGUCAAGAUGACAUCUGAAGAGGAAUGUGUGAAUGUCAAUACUCCUGUUGCCACUAACAGUGUGGACGAUGCUAAAUUACAGAUGCUGAAAGGUGGUGCUUUUCUUACAACAGUAGCCACUGCAGGCAUGAUAACUGGAUUUGGGUCCACACUUGCUUUGGCUAAGAAGAGGAGCCCUGAAUGGUUUAACAAGGGUGUACUGGGGACAGCAGCAGUCCCAGAGAGUGGAGCAUCACUAGCCCUGCGUGCGCUGGGAUGGGGUUCCCUUUAUGCCUGGUGUGGUGUUGGCCUCCUUACCUUUGCUGUGUGGAAGGCUCUGGGUGUUCAUAGUUUGGUAGAAUUUCGACAAAAAAUACAGUCGACUUUCCCUGCCAUCCCAAAAAAUGAAGCGAUACAACAAAAUGGAAUACCUUUUGACUGGGACUCUAUCUUCAAGACAAAAUAAUCACUGUUGUUCAGAGACUUUUUAACAGGAUAUUAAAAUUUUGCUCACUGGACAGUCAACAUGCCCUGAAGCAGCACCGGGCCAAGAUGAGAAUAAAUGAGGAUUAUUUGCAGUUCUUCUCAUCACAAACUGAUCAGAUAUGAUCAUCAUUGUCAUCUCCUAAAGUCUCCACAGUAGCCUUGUUAGGAUUUGAGUUAAGAUCCUUAAUCUGGAGCUAAGAGUGUGUGUGAGUGAGUGAGUGAGUGAGUGAGUGAGUGAGUGAGUGAGUGAGUGAGUGAGUGAGAGAG